AUGCUGCGACUAUUCAACUUCCUGCUGCUGUUUAUUAGUGCAUAUGGUUUCGUGGAACUGCCUGGCUUUGAAGGCUGGAACAUCUCCAGCGGCUACCUCGACGCCAAUGAAAGCGGCACCUGGCGACUGUUUUAUGUGUCGGUUCUUGAAUUGAUUAAUGAAACUACUCGGUCUUAACGCUAGUGACCACUUCUGUAGCGUCAACGCUCUUAAGUGGUCCCUAGAGUUGCUCAGAAACGCCCGGAGCGCGUCCGAUUUUCGUUACCAAGGCGCAAAAAGGAAGUUCUUUUCACGAGCAUAGGAUCAUUGAUCAACAUAGUAUCCCAAAAAGUUAAAAUCUGUGUCGCUUUGAAAUUUCAUAAACUCUUUCGCAGGUGUUUAGUGUCUAUCUGGUUUCUCCUGUGGGGUGCAAUUGGAAAAAAAUAUAUUAGUACCUUUUUAGAGGAGUUUUAGGAUAAAUUCUCAAAAAGGAAACUCCACAUGUCCUCCAUAUAAAACUGACACCAGCAUGAUAGACGCAGAAAAUCUUAUGAAUAACCUGAAAAAAUAUUUCUACAAUGCUACAUAGUACCGAGAUUUGCAAAAAUCACGUCCCAUUUUACUUUCCGGUUGAGAAUCUCCUGAAAAUUGGCCAGAAAAAUCAUUGAAUAAGCCUCUUUGAAGUCUCAAUCUGAUAUAUUUCCUUUUUUUGAGAAAUAGAAGCUCAAUUAUUACUGAUUUCGUAUAAAGUUCAAGAAAAUGGUCCACAGGAAAGGAAGUGACCCUCUCAGAAUCCAAGGAUAAGAGCUCAGUUUCGUCUUGAUAUCGAGGUGGUCCCUUUAGGGGUUUACGGUCAGACCCCUUAGCCACAAAAGCUGGAGUAGUCUCUAGAGGGGUCUUUCAACUUCAUUUUUAAAAAACGCUCAUUUAUUUAAUUACUCACGUGAUAAUGUUUUUCCGCAUGAAGCACAUAAAAAUUAUCGAUAAGCAUGUCACCUAUAGGGACCACUUUUGCAAGCUCUAGUGGCCCCUAUAGUGAUUGAUGAAGCUUUCUGAAGCAAUUUAUAAAAAAGAUUUAACGCAUUCAGCGAUAAACAAGAGAUUUUUGGAGAAAUUACUUGAGAUUUUUUUAGCAAGUUGAAUUAGAUGCUAUUUUAAUCCCUUUCUUCGAUACAAUUUGAAAAUUCCGAGUUUUUUCAGACUCGUGGAAGCUCGGGACUUACCAAGAGAAGAAGCUCCUCUGUUGAUUUGGUUCAACGGCGGCCCCGGUUGUUCCUCUUUGGGUGGGUUCCUUGAGGAACUCGGUCCUUAUUACAUUAAUUUCGAUGGGAAAUCCGUUUUCGAAAAUCCGUUCACCUGGGCACAGGUGUUCUUCUUUCAUCAGUCAAUAGAAUUAUCAAAAAAUUCAGAAAGCCAAUAUCUUAUUUAUCGAGUCGCCAGUAGGAACUGGCUUUUCCUACAGUGCCCAGGAAGCCAAUUAUACCAAAGCUGAUGAUACAACGACCGCGGAACAGAAUUUCCACGCGGUUCGGGACUUUUUCGAGAAGUGAGUCCAGGAAGAACAAAAUCAGAGAGUAAGGGGUUCCUUAGAGAUGCCAGAGAAGUGACGGCAGUAUAGCUGUCUGAAGUCUCUUCAGACCGCUUCUGAUUUUUUUUUACGAUGUUCACAUUUUUUUUUUUUUCAAAAGUGAGGUGUUGCAAAAGUGUAGAAGCGAGAGAUCAAGAGCGGUGUGAAGAGACGCCAGCCAACGAGAAAAUUUUUUUUUUCUCUAGAUUCUAUUUCGAAUGGACUAAAAAUGGUCUUUUUACUGAGAACCCGGGGUAAAAAUUGAAAUCAAGAGAUCAAAGUAGGCUUGAAGAGACGCCAUAGAAAGAGAAGGUUCCCACGUCUCUGGCGUCUCUUAUGACUCUCAGUGAUCUCUCGUUCCUUCUUUUCCAAUUUCAAUCGUUUUUGAAUUUACUUUCAGUGUUCCAAAGUUGGAAAACAACAAAAAAAUUCAGAAAACACGUGGAAUACUCGAAUUCGACGUUUUUUCUCAGCGGCGAAUCCUACGCCGGUGUCUAUGUUCCUAUGCUUUCCCAGAAGAUCCUUCAAGCCAUUAAUCAAGACGAUUUCCCAAAUAGGAAUUUCCAGGUGAUUAGGAGAUCUUGAACUUGAAAAUUAAAUAAAACCUUGACCACUCAAAAAUAUUCAUUUUUCACCACAUUGAUCGCCAACUUUGAGGCUGAAAAGUUAGCUUUUGAAUGACUCAUAAAAUAAACGAGAUCUCAAAAAAAAAAAUUCAAAAUUUUAUGAACUUUCAAUACCAAGCUUGGGGAUAAAAAAAUUUGAUUCGAAAGGUCAAUUUUUCGUUUUUUUGGAAUUAUUCCUGAAUCAAAGACUUUUAAUUGAAAAUUUCAAGGAAUCUACUAAAUUUUCAGAGAUUCAUUUCAGGGAAUCAGUAUCGGCAAUGGUUAUAUGAAUGUGAAAUUCUCGAUGAAUACCUUCGUUUUGUGGGCGGCUUAUCACGGAAGGACCUCACCUGAGUUUGAAAUUAUUGAAUAUUCAACAAAAAUCAAUCAAUAUUGAUUUCCAGUGAAUGGGAGAAAAUCAAGGAACUCUGCAAAACGGAAGGGGCCACUGAUGCGGAUCAUUAUGAUUACACUGUAAUCUCUGACAAACUAUAACUUGAUAUCUAUUUUCAGAAAUUCAUGACUUCUAAAAAUGGAAUGGACUUUUACGGGGACAAAAGUGAAUGCGGAAAACUGUUGGAUCCAAUCAUUCGAGGGAAUUUCGAAGAGGAUGAGGGGUAAGAGACUCUUUUUGGAAAAUUUUCCCUGAUAAGCUGACUUUUUUCGCUUUAUUUAAGUUUUUUUAGUUUUUGGAUAAAGGUUGAGGCUGUGGAAAGUUAUAAUAAAAAAGGGGCAGAUCAGGACUUUCGAACAUAAAAAAAUUGAAUUUUUUUCUUGUGUUCUUUUGAAAUGAAAGUGAAUAUUAAUUUUAAUGAAAUUCUUGGAAAUCAAAAGAAUAAAAGCAAAAAAAUCGGCCACUGAGGGAACCGAACUAACGACCUUUAGAAAAUGAGCCUAGCGCAUAGGCGCUGCGCUAUUAAAACUCUUAAAGGUUCGACUGACUCGAAAUUUACUCAUUAUCGAUCAAUAAUGUGUGAGAAGAUAUCAUUUCUGAGUCAAUGAGCAGUAAAAGAUUUCUUUCCAGCUUCAACUUUUUCAAUUUCUACGACGAUUGCUACUACAACUUUUCUCUUCCCAACCCGAUCGAUCCAGUUUCUGAAGCUUUCGAAAAUGUUAAAAAACAUGGCAUAAGGGUAUGUUAUUUCUUCAAAAAAAUAAUAUGGAAUUUUAAUUGUUCAGGGCCUCAUCAACAAAUAUUCCACGGACGGUAACCUUGGUUUCAGUUGCUGGCAAGAUGUCGCCCUGAAAAAUUAUUUGAAUAGUGAAGUUGUGCAGGUUAGGGCUUUAAACGGGUUUAUAACAGAAAAAAAAGUUUUUUUAGAAAGCCCUCGGGAUAGAUGAAACUUGGAGGAAACGCGGUGAGAAAUGGCUUCCUUGCAAGUCAGUUUUCUGCAGAAAAGAUGCGAAAAAGAAGGAAAAUCUUAAGCCUCGUUAUGUAUGACAACUACCACAUGACCUUCAACGACACCUCGCCUUUUUUCGACGAUUUGAUCCAAAAAUCGAAAAGAGAGUCGUUCCGAAUCCUCGUGUACAGCGGCGACGUCGACCUGGCCUGCAAUUUCCUGGGCGAUCAGUAUUUUAUGAGAUCCCUAGCCAAAAGGAAUCGAAUGAACAAGGUUUAAAUUAAACCUUUCAAAAGGUUUUCAGCUGAAAAUUGAAAAGUUGAAGAAAGUUUAAACGCAGUUUCAAGCAUAUCAAAUAGCUGCGCCCGACCCUGAGCUACUUGGAAUAUCUUAGGCUAAAGUUCACCGCCGCGCGCAAGUCUUUUUUCUAUAAAGAUCCUUGAAGUUUGAAGAUUACGGCUGGCUUGAGUCUUCGAAAAAAAAGGGUCCUGAGACGAUAAAAAAAAGAGAAAGUACCUGAUCGGUGUAGAGUCCAGACAGGCCACGCCCCUUUGCGUCCCAAGCUAGCCGUAAAUGGGCUUACCCUGAAGGAACGCGCUGCGACCAAAAAUUAUGGUUCGCUCAAGAAAUCGGGUUCAAACGCAUGUAUAAUCCCUUUUCUCUGAAAAUUGGGAAAGGAUAUUUUUUUACAGACACAAACUCAUCAACCAUGGUUCUACAAAGAAAAUAAUCGUCAAGGCGGCUUCCAGCACCGUUACGAACUCAAAAAUGGCCAUGGAACGAAUAUUUCCAUCGACGUCCUUACGAUUAAAGUCAGUAGGAGGGAGUUUUUGAAAGGAAAUUUUUUAAAUCUUGGGGAAUUUUCUAAGAGUUCCGAGAUGAGUUAAGGUUGAUUUUUCUCAGAAAAAGACUCACAAAAAAGUUUGAAAGGAAACAUUCUAAAAUCUCAACUCAAAUACACGAACUAAUUCAACUUGACAAUGUGAAUAACUUUUGAAACGUGACUUUUUAAAAGUUCGCUGAAUCUCUUAAUUUUUCAGGGUUCCGGCCAUUUUGUGCCCUUGGAUCGACCUGGACCUGCGCUACAAAUGAUAAAUAACUUCCUAUUUCCCACGAACGGACAUCUCGCCAAUUACAGUAUACCUUCUUUUUGAGACGUCGAGAAAUAAACCUUCAAUGAAAAAAUGAAGUGAACGAAAAAAGGAAAUCCGUAUUUUGCAUGGAAAUCGACAGCAUUUCAUACAACGGCCGCGCGAUGGGAUCUUCGGUACUGACUUGACUUGAAUCGAUUGUUUCUUUUAUUGACUCUUCUUGGGUUUUUGAGGGAACUUUGAUGGAGUUUGAGAUGGAUGCGUGCGCCUUUAAACUUUCAGAAUAUGUUAUAGCCUGUGUACCACGACUUGGAAUUUCACCAAACGACAUUCCUCUGUGCCGCUACGCGCCUUUGCGAACCUUGGUCGCGCUUUUAAUUUUUUUUUCCUUCAGUUACUCUACUUUCAUGUGCUCCCACAGCCAUAACAAUCAAUUGAAAGCGUGACCUAAAUUUGAAAGAUGCUUCGCAAACACACGCAGCGGAACAGCGGAAUGUCGUUUCGUGAAAUUUCAAGUCGUGGCACACAGACUAUAUUGAAUAUUCUUUUGACAGUUUUGUCAAAUACCUAACUUUUUUCGGGGAACUUUUGAAUUGGUAUUAAAGGCGCAUAGAAGGUAUCAGUCAAGGGUCUUGAAGCGGAGAUUGCAAAAAAGUUACUGCUUCAUGGAACCAAUCAAACUUGAACCAACUUUCAAACGCUCAGAAUUAAUCAUUUUGUGUUACCAGAAUGAGAGAAAUCCGAAAAAGACGAUGGUUAAACCGAAAAAUGACAAGUACGGCGGAGUUAGACGAUACAAAAGCGGUAAUUUCCAACUUUGGGGACAAAAAAGAUGUGAUAAGUUUCAGUAGAUAAGAUCGGAAAACCGGUGUUCAAUUUCCAAAGAGCGGUCGUUCUUCCGAAAGAUCCGAAAACGCCGAAGACGCCCCAACAAUUGGCGGCCUAUGAUAGUUUUGUUAGAGUUAGUUUUCGAAAGAAGUGCUCUUCAAAGGCCUUUUUUGUUCAGGAAAUAGUUAACCUAGGGGUGGAUGGACUUCUUGGCCAAUGGCAGAGCCUGAAGUCCUACAUUCCUUCGCAACUCAGGCGCGAAGCCUUCGACUCGAAUCAGGAUAAGAAUCGAUACCAAGGUGCAGCACGGUUUUAGAAUUUUGGAGAGAAGAAGUUAUUUUCCAUCAUUGGCUACUAUACAACUGGCUUGAGCCAUCGAAAAAUGGGUCCUGACACGAUAAUAAAAGAGAUAGUGCCUGGUCUGAAAGGGGAAAAUCAACUGAAAAUGUUCUUCUUCUUUAAAGUAAAAGAACAAUUUUUGCGGAGUUUUGAAGCUUUUCAUCUUGUUCAAUCACUUGGAAUAUCAUUGAUAUAAAGGCGCUAAAUUGGGACUUCAAAGGGGCGUGACCUGUCUGCGCUCUCCACAAGCCAGACACUAUCUUUUAUCUUAUCGCGUCAGGACCCCUUUUUUGUUGGCUCAAGCCAGCCGUGAACCUCUGAAAAAAUAUUAAUUUCAAAAGUUUUUUCCAUCGGUAUUAUCCUUUUUUCAACAUUUUUGCUGUUUCAUCCCCCUUUUUUUCAAAUAUUCUCAAGCCCUCGUAUCUAACUAUAUUUUUUUUUCAAAAUUCUUUUUGUAGAAGAAAAUGUUUUUUGAUAUUUGAUAUUGAAGACGUCGUUUGUAACGAUGUGAACCGUGUCAUUUUGCGCGACGGUCGACCGGGCGACUACAUCCACGCCAACUAUGUUCACGGCCUCACUGCUCCGUUUAUUUUGACCCAGGUCUUUUUUCUUACUUGGGUCUAUUUCUAUAGGCGAAGUCGCUUGGAGGUUUCCUUUCAGAGUAGAAAAAGGUUGUUUAGGGAACUUCUAACAUAGGCAAAGUCGGAAGGACCUUUUACGGGCCCUUUGAGGGUCCGUUAUGGAUCAGUCUGUUUCCAUUAAUUGUUCCUGAACGAUGGACAACGGUUCCCUUUUUAUCGCCUUCUUCCGUCCUUUCAUCGGCCUUUAUCCAGUCUUUUUGGACCCUUUUGAGAAUUGCGAAUUUUUUUUUUGAUUGAGAAUAAUUUUUACAAGGGGCUAUGUAUGAACCAAAAUAUGCAACAGUAAUGAAAUCGGAAAUUAUCAAUAGAAGAGACUUUCAGAACCCUUUUGCACCCUCAUUCUUUCAUCACCCUUUUUGCGGCCUCUCCCUUUUUUUUUUACCCUUUUUAGCCCACCAAGAAAGAAAGGCUGAAUAAAGGCCGCAAAACGGGACCCUUUUACCGGCCUUUUUGCAGUCACUCCCUUUUUCACCCGUUUUCCGCACUUCCGAGCAGUGUUCCAAGGUUUUUGUGACCUGUUCCUGAAAAUGUGUCUUUUUGCGUUUUUUCAUCAAACUUUCAUCAGACUAUGUAAUGAGAUCUUUAUUUGUUCUUUGCCCCUAUCAAAAUAAGUCAACUGUUUUGCUUAAUUAAGGGACCAAAAGCCACAACAAGUGUCGAUUUUUGGCGAAUGGUGGUCCAAGAGAAGGUGCACACAAUUUGCAUGUUGUGUGAGGUUGGGUCUAUUCAUUUUUCUCAAUUUGUUUUUUUAUAUUUCGAAAAAAAUUUAAUACUUUAGACAGUAGAAUAUGGGAAAGAAAAAAAUGUCACCAGUACUGGCCGUUGGAAGAAGGGAGACCUCUUAUUUUUCGGAGGUAGGAUAAGCAAGUUUCAAAUUUUUUUCUUGACUUGAUGCGACGAUUUACGACUUGCGCAGCGUUUUUUUGGCGUCAAUUCGAAAAAAUUCCGUUUGCAUUUUUUUGGGCUUACCUUUUGUAUUAAAAAAAUAAGUCAAAUACUUCUUGAAGUUAUGUUUUUCAGCAUUUUUUUAUUAGUUUCGAAAAUAAAAUUUAACUAGUUGAAAUUUUUUUGAGUUUACUCCUGAAAUAGAUUCAUUUUUUGCGAGCUUUUCACUUUAUUCUUUGCCGAAAUACAGUAUAAUUUUUAAUCGCAGGUCUUGAAGCGAAAAGCGGUAAAAAAAAGCUCUGCAUACUGUAGUUUUCCUUAGUUAUCUUAAACUUUACAAGUUCGCGCGGAAGUCAAUAUGAACCGCCAUUUCGAGACGAUGAAUGGGAAUUAUAUGUCCGAUUUGCGGCUAGCUUGAGAGACGGAGGGGCGUGGCUUGUCUGCGCUCUCCACCAACCAGGCACUAUCUUAUUAUUUAUCGUAUCAGGACCCUUUCCAGCACUGAAACAACUGUUGAUAGGUCUUUACCUUCUUCGUUUUUCAGACUUUUCGGUGACAAUGAUGAGAGGCAGCAAGGACAGCGACGGGAGCCUGAGCAAGUGCUGGCUGUUCGUAGAGUCGGGCCCCGUCAAGCUGAAGGUCCGUCACCUGCUCUUCAAGGGCUGGCCCGACAAGACGGUCCCGAUCCGGAACAACGAGGUCCUCACCCUCCUCUACCACGUCCGUCAGGCUCUCGGCCCGGUCGUCGUCCACUGCUCGGCUGGCAUCGGUCGUACUGGUUCUUUUGUGCGUAUUCGAAUCUUUUCGUUCCAGAAAAAAGUCAUUAACGGUUUCUAGACAUGCGGCCGGUGAAUCUUGGGGUUAGGGGUGUCAAUGAUAUUUUCUGGCAAUUUUCGGGUCCACGAAAUCGUACAGAAAACCUACCUCUGUAGAAAAACUCCAUUAAACGCAGGCUCAAGUGAGAGCCUGCCCGUCAGCCUGUCGGUCACCGACCAUUCUCCAAACCCAGCCCGGCCCGCCCUGGGCGAGCCCUCAAACAAUAACGGUCGUCCUGACCCUAAGAGCGCAAUUCCUCCUCAAGUCGAAUAUCAGGCAUUUUAAUACAAAAAUCACCUCUAUCUUUUUUUCACGUCAAGUUUAACAGAAGCUAUGGUUUAACGUAUGUAAAGGGGAUUACAUGAAUUUUAUUCGAAGCCUGAUUCUUCGCAAAAAGUGAGACCUGAAGCCCGGCCCCGGCCGGAAUGAAAUUUGUACUCGGAGAGCUUUUUUGACUUAUAGAGGCUUGGGGUGUCUUUCCGCUAGAAACUGGAAUUUUAAGCGUAUGUCGAAGAAAAAUAGAGCAACUUGUAUUGGUUUUUUUUUAAAUUUGAAGCUGCACCAACUUACACGUUUUCCCUGCAUAGGCUACAUUAUUAAGACCAUUGAGAGAUUUUUAAUCCCACCCUCUCUCUCAUCACAGACUUGCUCAAUAACGUCAAACUCACAGGUAGCCGCGGAAGUUGGACUCCAGACCUUGAACGCAGGUCAACGGCUGAACUUGCUGGAAGUUUGUCAACUCUUGAGAAGUUUGUUCUGUUCCAAAAAAUGGUAUCUUAUUUGGCUUUUCUCAGACUUUCGUAUGAGCAGCGUACAGGUGGACGUGCAGUACCUGGCCGUCGCCGAGAUAAUUGCCGACUUUGGCUGGAGUAUGUACUAUUGGGACGAUCAUUCACUCAGAGAUGUCUAGAAUCAAUAAAUGACUCGAUAAGUGGCCGUAUUUCAGAGCUACGACUUGCUGAAAGCCAACAUUGCCAAUUUCGUGCAAAGUAGAGGCCCCGAGGCGGCUCCCGUCAUGCAGAAGCCCAUCCUGGAGCCCAAAUUUCAGUUUGUACGCGUUUUUCAAUGCUUCUUCCGUUUCAUCAAGCUUCUCAAUGCAGCGACAAACGAAGGAAGACGAAUCGGAGGAGAAAAAACAGGCGGAGAAGUUUAUACGCACCCUUCAGCAGCCGACGAUUACUGAGGUUAAAAAUGGAAAAAUAAUUAUCAAAAAAUAUUUUAGCCUUGUUGGAUGAGAAGAAAAAUAAUUGAAGUCCGAAAAAGUUCCUUUAGAAGUAGGCAAAAAGUUUUUGGCGUGUUUAUCGGACAAAACGAAAAUUGUUCCGAAACGCGAUAGAAUUGCUUCAAAACAAAAAUUAGUACUGUUUUGGAGCAAUUUCGGCGCGCCAAUGGACUCGAUUUUUCGUUUCGAAGCAUGUUCCGUUUUUCCGAUGAACACGCCAUUUAGAAUUCACAAAAAAUACCUGAGAAAUCGUACAUGUGCGCUCUAUUGAGAAACGGUUGAAAUAUGGAUAAACGCUUAGCUAGGGCUUCUCGAAAAAAAAAAAUUGAAACGGGAGUUAUAAAAAAACAGUUAAGAAAUGGCCUUUGGUCUCAUAUACUCUGCUGUGAAAAUUAAAUAUAGGCUGAAAAUUUUCGGACCUCGGUAACGAGACCCGGACGUGCUCCGGACGUUUCUGAAAAAUUCUAACGAUCACUCGAGAGCGCUGAUAUUACUAAAGUGGUCACUAGAAAUGUCCCGACACGUCCAUUCCGCCUUACCGAGGUCCGAGUUGAUACAAAAAUAGCCACGAACUAUCAACCUUUUACGCUCUAUUGAGAAAAUUUUCCAGUCGGCUGAAAUUAUCGGUGCGCCUCCUGUUCCCCGAAGAUCCAAGGUUUUUUUUUUCAAAUAGUUGAAAAUAGAAAAAUCAUGAAAAUGUUUAAGCGUAGCUCGAAUAAUGUACCACGCCAACAGCAGCCGCAGCACAUUCAUCACGUCCACCUUUUCACGCCGGCUCCUCCAAUAAAUCCGGUUUUCAUUUUCUUCUAAUUAGGGAACUUUUCAGUCAUUGGUUGAGCUUUUGAUGUCGGUUUAGUAUAUGAACUUUCGAACUUUGAUGAUACAUUGGCUGAAGCGUCCUCUAGGACCUGAUUCUGAAACAAAAAAAGAAAGUCUUGCUACUGACCCUUUUUUCCGAUUUAUUGUGCUUUAAAGUUCGAAAAAUACAUAAAUAUUUUAGAUUAUUUCAGGGUUUUAAAGAUCUAUAAAGAAACUUUAGCCAAGUUUCACCAAAGGAAGUAAGAAAAUUUUCGCAAUAGAUCCUUUUCCUCAAGCUUUAGUUCUCAAAAGUCUGAAAAUUACACAAAUUUUUAGGAAAAAUGCGUUAUUUGAGGGUUUUGAGACCUCAUGAAUUUUCAAUCGGAUGGUUUUUGAGACAACAUUUUUUUUUCUAGAGUCAGGAUGUCCUUAGGUACACUCUAGCCAAGUUUUCCUAGGAGGAUAUUUUAAAGUUUCGCUACUUCUUCUGUUUAUAGAGCUUUAAAGUUCGAAUAUGCACCCAUUUUUUUUUUCGUUUUUUGAAGGUUUCGAAGCUCAAUAAGUUGAAAAUUAGGUUUAUUGAGAGACAUUUUUUUUCUCGUUUAAAAGCCAGAGGUCCUAAGAAGUCUUUAAAAAGUUUGAGGAUGGGCUGAAAAAAAAGCUGCUAGUAAGAAAGAAAGAUCAAUAAAUCUUAAAAAAAUUAAGAUGCCGGAAACUGGGAACAAAGCGGUACCGCCAACAAACAACCAAUAUGCGCCGCUUGCCGCCUUUAAGGGGGUAAUUUUUGACUUUUUUGUGACCUUAUCAUUGUUCAACUGCCUUGAAGGUCUAAAAAGAUUAAAAAUUGAAUAAUUUCAGACUGUCGAGGUUGCGUGUUAUGCGGCAACCCUGCCACCUACGAAACAGCAAUUUCCAGUUCCGGUACGAUUUUGAAAUUCAUCAGUUUGGGAAACAUAUCGAAUCAGGCCCAUAAAAACCGCUCAUUUUUGGAAAAGAGAGCAAAAAAGAUAUUAUCUGUCUUUGGACAGGCUAAUCAAAUUUUCCGCAUAAUUUGAAAAAACACGGUCGCAUUUGGAAAGGCUACAAUCGUAACGAAAUUUACCUAAAGACCUUUUUUUCAUCAAGAGUUAUUUCUUCUUCAAAGUUCUCUUGAAAUUCAGUCUGACUAUGCCCCUAUGAAGCCCUAUCAGCCGACACCUGCUAGCAAGGUUUUCUUCUUUUUUUACUAGGUCAAGAAAAAGAAAAAUGAAUUAAGGAGAAGCCAGAAGCGAGACCGACCGUAGCGCCUCGCAAGAAACCGUCAACAGCGGCUGGAAAACCGGCUGCAGGCUUCCCCAAGGUUAAUUACCGUUGAAUAAAUAUUCUGCAAAGUUUAUUUUGUUUCCACAGCUCAUUUUUAUGACUUGAAACGGGAUAUGACACCAUUUCGUCCCUUUUUCUAGCCAGUUUGAUAUUUAUCGCAAACUUGGAUGUCUUUGGUAGAAGUUGUCGUUCUCCCUUUGAUAGAAUUCCUUUUUAAUAAUAAUUAUUGACAGAUAAGCGUGAACCCUAACGUUCACUUGGACCUAGAAUUUAAUAGAAUACAUUAUACAAUUAUACCCUUUUUUGAAAGGAAUUUGAAAGUUCCAGGGAGUUGAAACUUUUGAUUCUCCACGGCUACCAGUACCAUUGCAGAACACAAUGAAACACAUGAAUUCAGUAAUUUUUGGAGAAGCAUGAGCUUUGGAAUGGAUGAAGCGAAGCGUACGCGUCGCGGUCGUUUAGAUUUUCUGGCUAAUGGCUCAGAAAUUUUCAGAAAAUCGAUUUUAGUUCUCUCAAGAAAUGUAUCGGAGUCAAAGAGAUCAAUCAUCCAAAAUAUUUACAGAAAUAGGCCGUUUUCUAGUGUUUUUAUACUUUGCUUUGAAGAAAAGAUAGAGAAGAUUACUGAGAGACUUUCCUGACUGCUUUUAGCCGUAAAUUUCGUAUUUUUUGAAAUGACUCCUUCUUGCUACGGGUCCGCGUCGCAUGAUCUUUUUUUUUGAAAUAAUUUUUUCAUGGUUUUUUCAGCCGAUUAUGGCUCAACAACAGGGUCAACCUCUGCCCGUACCUAUGCCCUGUGCCUUGGCGAAUCUUCCGCCUCCAAUCAAGGUUUUGAGUAUUUUGAAAACUGACGCCGUGUUCAAAGUCAUUUCCGCGAAAUGCAAAAUGGUCUCUGACUCUCCAAAAUUUAGUUAUAGUUCUCUUUUAAGAAAUAGUUUUUAAUUAUUUAAUAUUCAGCCCCUCGAACCGCACCAGCAAUUCCCAGCCGCGAUAGCUAGAAAGCAUCUUCCGACGCUGAAGGUUUUGGAGUUCAGAAAGAAAAAAAAAAUGGAAGAUUUUUUUAGCCAUAUGAACAGCAAUCGACUCCGACGGCUCAGAAUCUUAAGGUUUUGCUAGAGAAAUUUGAAAUUUUUGAAAUCUUAAUAAUAGUCACGAAAUGUAAGAAUAACUGUCGAGAUGGAAGCGAUAUCGCCUGAGCUACAUUGACGACAUCGCGAAAGUCCCGCAUUGUAUAUAUCUGCGCCGGUCUUAAAUUUUUCUCGGCACGACCUCGCAUUUUGGAAAAUUUUUUUGUCUGCGAGAGAAAAGCGAUAAAAAUGCGAGUCCCGCGCGAGAAUGGAGCGACACUUUUGCGACCUUUUGCUAAAAUAAAGGCUUCAAAACAAGUAUCAUAAAUGAAGGAUUCGAAAAAUGUUAAGCAUCUGGAAACGCAAUGUUCAAAUUCUCCUUGGCCAACCGCGACGGUUACUUACAAUCCAAUACCGGCGCCGACGCUAAAGGUUUUUAACUUAUACACAUAUUUAAAUAAGUUUUUGAUUUCAACUAACGGAAAAAUAGUUUUUAAAUCUUAAUCUUAGAAAGGAAUUUUUAAAAUUGGAGGUACGGACUUUUCUUGUGAAUAUAGGAUUAAGCCAAUAAUCCAAUUUUUAUAAUCCCUUUUAAAAGCCUUUCAUUGGUUAUUUCGAAAAAAUGAUUUUCUAACCUUCUGGUGAGAUAUAUAUUCGCACUUUAAAAAUCAAAAAUUUCGGCUUAAAGCCAAGUUUCCGCUGUCUGAUAUUUGCCUGCCAGUUUCAGCUGUCUGAUAUCUGCCUGCCAGUUCCAGCGGCUUCAAACUUGCCAAAACCCGCACCAGCCUCUCAGGUUUCACAACACUGUAUCUUCGUGGUCGCAUUUGGAAUGGUUUUUCAGUCGCCGACGUUGGCCUACGUUCCCCUGAAGACGACUUUCCAAACAAAAAAUGGUUAA
Caenorhabditis auriculariae is the source of this 13378-nucleotide messenger RNA. NCBI's taxonomy places the organism in Eukaryota, Metazoa, Nematoda, Chromadorea, Rhabditida, Rhabditidae. The record is from the annotation of a GenBank genome assembly.